AAUGAGUGUCGAGAGUCUUACUCUAAGCAGAGCUGCUUGCUGCUGGCCAAGAUCCAGGAAGUCAACCUGUGCUUGAAAAAUUUACUCACUUCUUCUGGAAAGACUGAAGUGCCACUCAAAAAUUGGGGGGUUCCCUGUUCCUCUCCAGAAAAUCCAUUUCACCAGCAAGCCAUUGUUGUGCUAAAGGAGCAGAACCAUCUGUUGACCAAGGUAAACUUCCAAGUGUCAGGAUUCCAAGUAACACCCACUCACCCCCCAACGAAAGAAGACUCCGAGGCUUGAGUUCC
Messenger RNA from Thamnophis sirtalis, 287 nucleotides. NCBI's taxonomy places the organism in Eukaryota, Metazoa, Chordata, Lepidosauria, Squamata, Natricidae. The record is from RefSeq and is a predicted model, not a curated record.